Zonotrichia leucophrys gambelii is the source of this 2081-nucleotide messenger RNA. RefSeq names its product acyl-CoA thioesterase 12 (gene ACOT12). Gene Ontology annotation, cellular component: cytosol; extracellular exosome. Gene Ontology annotation, biological process: acyl-CoA metabolic process. The transcript is spliced from 16 exons. Gene Ontology annotation, molecular function: lipid binding; fatty acyl-CoA hydrolase activity; acetyl-CoA hydrolase activity. Lineage: Eukaryota; Metazoa; Chordata; Aves; Passeriformes; Passerellidae. Bases 235 to 2052 code for a protein of 605 amino acids. The record is from RefSeq and is a predicted model, not a curated record.
CCCACAACCCUUUAAGACCCCCGAGCUGUGCCCAGGAGAGCACUGGUACCUUCCUUCCGUGGGCAGGCUGCCAGCACACUCUGCGAGAGGACCAGGGAUUGCGAAGAUUAUUCCGCAACUUCUGCUCUAAAAAAAAAAAGAUUCCUACAGACACCUUCCUCCCCUCAGCGCCCAGGCCGCGGCAGCAAGGGCCGAUCCCCCGCUCUUUCCGGAGAAUCGCGGCAGUCUGUCUCCAUGCUGCGACAGCGGAGGUUUUCAGCUGGCCGGGGUUUCCGAGCCGUCUCCUCCUCCCCGCUGCGGAGACCGGCUUCCCUGCCCCUUUCCCGCCGCGGCGCCCGCGGCUUCGAGCGCGGCCAUUCCCUCCCUCAGCGCCGCGGCGGCCGCGGCGUGAGGCGCGGGAGCUCCCUGCCUCGCCUGAGGGGCCGCGAGCGGAGCUCCGGCUGGCCGGUGCUCGUGUCCCGGACCGUGCUGCCGGCCCACGCCGGGCUCCGCGGCGGCCUGGACACGGGGACGCUGCUGCGGUGGAUGGAAGUCGCCGCCUGUCUCGCAGCCGAGAAACAUGCUGGGAUGCCCUGCAGGAUACAGUCCAUGGAUGAAAUUGUGUUCGGAGACACUGCCAGGGUUGGAGAAAUUCUUUCCAUCAGAGCAAGGGUGGACAUACAAGUCGAAUUCUCCAUGGAGGUUGGCAUAGAGGUGGUAGUAGAGGAUGUUUUGACUAAUGCUGAAAAGAUUGUGAGUGUGGCCUAUGCAACAUAUGGGACUGAACCACUUGGUGGUGCACAGAUUGAGUUAAAGCCCAUAGAGCUUCAGUCUGAAGAAGACUACCUGGAGUACUUCCUGUCUCUGGACAGGAGCAUAAUCCGUACGGGCUAUUUCGAGGCCUUUCAGCAGGUGAUGCAGGAGAGCAGUGACGAAGAUCCUUCUAAAGCUGAACAGAGCAUUUCAACCGAGCACACCCAUGUCCAGAGCACGGAGGCUGUCCUGCAUUCGCACACAGGCCAUCAAGGGAACACCUGUGCUGGACAGAUCAUGGACUGGGUACAGAUGGUGGCAAGCAUCUCAGCAAGCCGCCUCUGUCGGUCACGUCCGAUCCUAAAGGAAAUUAACAGGUUCGCAUUCUGGCACCCGUCCAUUGAGUACGACCACCUGGUCUUCAAGGCCAGUGUCAACAACACUUUCCACAGCAGUGUGGAGGUUGGUGUCCGUGUGGAGGCUUUCAGCUGCGGGGAGUGGAUCCUGGACUGCCCGCACCCGCGGCACGUCUGCAGCGCAUUCCUCAUUUUCUCUGCUUUGGAUGACAAAGGGGAGCCACUCACCUUCCCCAGGGUCAGGCCCACUACUCAGGAUGAUUUAAGAAGAUUUUAUGGAGCAAUUGCUAGGAAGAGAGUUCUUUUCAACAGCAAAUGCGUCCUCUCCGCCAAGGCAGACAAGCCCUCUGACGCCUGGGAUUCAGACAACCAGGCGUACCUGAGCUACAAAAACAUUGCUGCGCUGACGUACAUGGUGGAUAAAACAAGGUGGAAAAUAGCCUCGGACAAGACUCAGGAUAACAUCAAAGUCUUUACCCACGAGGAUGGUGCUACACUGUCAGUUAAGGUGGAGAUGGCCGUGAAGGUCCCAUUCCACGCCGCCGCCUUCCUACUGUCUGAUUUCAAGCUCCGCCCGCGCUGGGACAAGCAUUACUCGUCCUGUGAGGUCCUGGAGGAUGUGAAUAAGAGGGAAAAGAUUUACCAUGUAAUUUCUGGCCCCACAGCAGGCUGCCAGCCGAUGGACUUUGUGAUUCUGGUAUCACAAAGGCAGCCCUGCCAGCCACAGAUGCCCUACACUGUGGCAGUGAGGUCUGUGGCACACAAGGCAAUGCCCCCGCUCCCAGAGUACUCCAGGCACCAAGUCCUAUGUUCUGGAUUCCAGAUCCACAGCACCAGCAGCAACUCCUGCACUGUCUAUUACUUGCUUCGGUUACCAACAGGAACUGCAGAUAAGGCAGUCGAAGACACUGCGUUGGCCUGUAUCAGGUUCUUAGAAAGCGAGUACAUGGAGAGAUGGGUCUGAGGAGUUGUGAAGGGACUUUCAAGCAAUUG